Molecule: messenger RNA, 6516 nt
Organism: Drosophila obscura
Lineage: Eukaryota; Metazoa; Arthropoda; Insecta; Diptera; Drosophilidae
Gene: Pkcdelta
Product: putative protein kinase C delta type homolog
Exons: 8
Coding region: 544-5997 (1817 amino acids)
Biological process (GO): peptidyl-serine phosphorylation; intracellular signal transduction
Molecular function (GO): protein serine/threonine kinase activity; ATP binding
Source: RefSeq, a predicted model, not a curated record
GGGCGAAUCGUUCUAUUUCAAGAUAUUGCCCAAGCGGUGUAAAAUUUUUCGAAAUUGUGGCCAAAAUAGCAAUCAAAUUUAAUUAUGUAUUGACAUAGCCCCAAAACAAAUUGAGUUCGUUUUGGCUGAAUCAGGAAUAUACAAGAUCAAUCGGCAAUCGAAUCCGUUCAUUUGGGUAGAUAGAAAUAGGCAACCAUUAACCAUACAGUGAGAUUCUCAGCUUGUGUUCUGUGGCUAUCUGUGGCAGACAUAGAAGUGAAAAGCCCCAGACUCCUAGAGUUCUGAAUCGCAAUUUGCCCUUUAGGAAUUGAAAUCUUCAGUGUGUAAUUACGUGGAAUUGAAAAUCGAUAGAACUACUCGCACCCGAUAAAAACAAUAUAUUCAAAGUGCAGAAAAACAACUGAAAAGCUACGAAAAUAAACUAAAAAAAUAAUAAAACAACAACAGAAGAAAUCGCAAAUAAUUGUUAAAGUUAACCUGUGUGUUAAAGUGCUCUUUUGGAAUUUUUUUUUUCGUUGUGUGCCGCGUCGAGUGCCCAGCAAAAUGCCCCUGUACUCGGACUCCACCAACUACUACUACAGCGGCGGAAGCAGCCAGCUGUACUCCCCAUACUACAGCUCUAGCUCCGGACUGGGGCUGAGCGGCGUUGGAUCGGGAACAGGAUCCAGCUACACGUCCAACUACAAUCGCUCGUAUCCGGUCAGCUAUAUGGUGCCCCUGUCACCGUCUUCGCCACGAUCCCCUAGCAGCUAUACGAGCGGCAGCAGCAACUCCAUCUCCAUACACAGCCUGGGAUCGCGUUACCAGCCGAAGCUGACGACUAUCACAGAGAGCUCGGGACUGGUGGGACGGCAUGCCGGCCACAGUAGCCUAAUGCCCCUCACCAGGAUACAGUCGCCCAAGUAUGUGUCGAGCCCCACACACAGCUAUAGCCACAGCUCCGCCCACAGCAGCAGCAGUCGCUAUAUACCGCCACGACCAAUCGCCAUCAACACGGCGGACAUCGAUGUGAGUUCGGCGCGGUAUCGGAGGCCUGUGGCCUCGAUCCGCAGCAAUGAUAAGGAAGAAAUUGAUGCGGGGAAGAAUAAGGAAAAGGAAAAGGAGAGGGAAGAGAAUGUCAAGGUGCAAGUGGAUCUGGCACAAAAGCAGACAACUUAUCCAGCUGCUGUGGUAGCCCAGGAGCCCGUUCCAGACAAUCGACAGCCCCGUCGUUCCACCAUCAGACGCAAUCGGGCCGUGGUACGUCUCUCCACCAUCCGAAGAAAGAGCAAGGAGCGCACAGAAACCUCAACCGAAAAGAGUCUCGUGGCCAAGGAGGAACAGAGUUCGGCCCCGGAGCACCAGUUCCGAGAUUUACCGCCUGCCACCGAACCAAGUCUUAGCUGGCGCCAGAAGCUAGCCGAGGAGCUGGCCUCCUUUCCCACCGUCAUCAACAAGAAGUCUCCCGGUGAGCUUCUGAGGGAGCGUUUCUUCAUACACGAAGACAAGGAGCUGGCGGAGCAGCAGCCACAGUUUAGGGCCAGCCAGCUACGGGUCCAGCAGGUGGCCCAGCCACAGCUACAGAGUGACCGGGAGAGCCUGGCCAUGGAGGAGAAGGUAAACACACAGUUGACAGAGGAAAGUGACCAGGAAAAGGAGGAGAGCGAACAGGAGGGUAUGCAGGAGACAAUCCGUCGGCUUAGCCUUGUCCAGUGCCCGACUUUCCACGAUAUCUGCGAGGAUAUCUCCUCGGACAAGAUUGACGACGAUCUGAAUGCCGGAGAACUGCGACGCCGCGCCUCCAUCAUCCAGGAGCAGGAGCAGGAAAUACUUAACAAGCUGCAGAAGUCCAGCUCGGGCAGCUUUCAGCUGAUUCACCUGGAACGGCGAUCCAGCCACGACAGUACCACGGCUGACGAGUCCUCCAGCGGACAUCGUCACAGCUCCAAGCAGCGCAAGAAGAGCAAGAAGCUGCGCGACAAGAUCACGGCCAUUGUUGAGGUGCAGAGUUCACCGAGCACGGCCCAGCUGGAGCACAUGCCCAGUCUCCUGGAGCUGAACGAGGACAGUGGCACGACGAUGCCCCUGCAGCAAGGCAGCUCGUCCUCCGCCACUGAAUCCACAUCCAGCUCCACCCCCAGUACCAGUCCCAAGCCGAUGUUCACGGUCAACGUGGAGGUAGAGGAGCAUAACCAGAUACACAAGAUAUUCAAGUUGCCCAAGAAAAAGACAGUCCCAAAGCCAGCAGAGAUCCAGCCGGAGGCGCAGAUGGAGAUGGCCCUGCCCGAGGGCUUCAUGAAAGCCGCCCCAAAGCCGGCCAAAAUAUCGCCACUAAAGAAGCCGAAAGCAGCGCUACAGCAACAGAAUCCGCAGCCACACGUGAGUGUGGCUCAGAUAUUCACCUUCGAUGAGGCGGCAAUUCAGAAAACACAGCCGCCGGAGACCAAGGUAGAAGGUGUGGCCACGCCCAAACCCAUUCGGAAGGUCAUCCAGAAGUCGGAAAGUGGUGAUGACUUCUGGUCGCAGAUCGGAUCCCGGGAGACGCUCUACAUGACUAAUCGCAAGAAAGCGAUUACAGAGCGACAGGAGAAGGUCCAGGAAGAGAGUAUUGAAUCGGAAAUGCAACGUCAGUCAAAGAUUAUACCAACGACACCACAGCUCAAGUCAGAGCUUCUAAUUGAGCUCAAUACAACAGGAGAGAUAACAACAACAUGUGCUUACACGACUACAACGACAUCACCAAAGAUUACAACAAGAAAACCACAAAUAGCCCCAACUAAAACCAUCCAGCCAAAAACAAAAAGCCCGCCAUCAAUUAGAGAAACUAAAAAGACUUCACCAAGGACAACACCAACAUCAACAAUAACUACUACAACCAAAGAUCCAAUCCAAUUAACGCCAACAUUUACAAAAGAUUCGCCAACAACAGUUAUACCAAAAUUCACAGUAGUCGCUAAAGCGAAAGAUUCACCAGUGGCUUCACCAACAGCUACACCAACAAAAGAAUUACCCCCGAAAAAAUCUGCAAAUGCUAUAACAAUUAUUGAUUCAAACAAAGCAAAACUAAAAAAUGCACAAAGAACAGAUUCACCAUUGCACAAAUCAACACAAUCCAUAGCUUCAACAGAAAUAUCAACAACAGCUACGGAAGACAAAAUAUCAACACCGAAAACCACGAAGGUUUCACCAAAAAUUUCACCCAAGAACUCAACACCAACGACAACACCAAAGGUGAAAUCGUCAAUAAGUGCAACAGACAAGACACCAUCAACAGCUGUGGCAACAACCAAGACGCCAACAACACCAGAAUCGCCACCACCAACACCAGCAGCAACAACAACAAAGAAAGCAACAGGAAAACAUACAUCGCCAAAAGCAAAGGUGCUGGCAUCUGGCAACGCUGCACAUACGGGCAUCCCAGUUGUCAUGACAACGACAAAUGCUGGGGCAAAAUCUGCAACAGCAAUAAUAGCAGCAAAAGCAACGGGAGGGCCAAAAAUAAAUAGCGGGCAAUCGGCCAAGUCACCUGAACAACAACAGGCAACAACAGUCGCCGCCGUCGUCGCAGUGCCAGUGCCAGCCACGAAAUUAAAUAAAACAACACAUAAGGAACAGCACCAGCAGCAGCUGCAACAACCAGCAGAAGGAGCUACCGCACCAACUACAUUGAGGCAGCAAACGGAAAUCAAACCAAAAUGUACGGAAAUCGUUGAGCCAACGGACAGUUCAAAGGUUCCAUCACCGAAAACGACAAAGUCAAAAAGUGGCGGUAAAACAAACAAUGCAUUGAAAAAGAAGUCAGCCACUGCCGCUCCAACAGGCACUGCAGCAGCAGCAGCAACAGCCGCAGUAGCAGUAGCAGCAGCAUCAACACCAGCAGCAACAGCUGAGAGCAAUGUGACCCCAAUCAAUGCCGAUCAAUUUAUAACGCUGGCCCCCACAAAGGCGGCCAAAACAUCGCCAGGGAAGCAGCAACACCAACAGCAGCAGCAACCACAGGCGAAAUUCGUGGCCACAAAUGCGUCAUCGCCGGCAGCAGUCGCUGCAACAACAAGGAAAACGCCAACGCCUACAACAACUGCUACAGCGAUAACAAUAGAGAGAUCGGUUGCCAGUGUUGAUGUUGUAGUCGCAGUCGCUGGGAUCGGGAUCGGCAUCGGCAUCGACAUCGGCGAUGACCGAAGCGGCGACGGCAACGACAACAGCUGCGGCGAAGGCGUCGGCAAUAUUUUAUCAAAGUUUGCAACAGUAUCGAAUUUGGCACAGUGUCUGCGAGACGUUGAUGCCGAGCUCGAGGACUAUAUACCAUCGUCAGCGGAGAACAGCAACGACGACAGUUCGGACGAUUACUCCAGCGCGGACGGUUGUGCGAAUCUCAGCGCCAGCAUGAAAAAGAAGCAGCGCAAGGAGAAGAAGAAACAGAAGGCGAAAGGGGCCGCUGCAGCGCCGCUCCGUUUCGAUCCCCACAAGAAGGUCAGAAUCGAUACAACCAACAAGUGCUACGUAAAGGAGGAGGCGCCCCGGUAUCCGCUUGUGGCCACGCCACGGCCGCUGUGGAAGCGCGAGAAGAUCGUCUACUCUGAUGAGAACACCGACGACGAGAGCAGCGAGGAGGGCAGCGAGGCCACCGCUGGCUCCUUGGACGAGGACAGUGAUGAUGAGAGUGAGGAGUGCAGCUCCUCCAGCAGCAGCGCCAGCUCCGAGGAGUCAGAGGCAGCGGCCACCAACAAGAGGAGAACGGAUGAGUCCGAUGGAGGAACGGCGGUUGCUGCUGCUGAAUGCAGCAGUAGUACAGUCACCUCAGCGGCGACUCUGAGCGUGGGUGCAUCCACUUCGACGUCCAGCUCGCCCUCGAUCAUACGGAUGAGCACGUGCAGCAAUGAUUCCGGCUUCGAGGGCGGCACAGCACCCUCCAGUCCCAAAAAGAUGCUAGAAACAUCAUAUACAUAUUCACAAUUCCAAAAAUCCGGACGUUUCACUGCGCCAGCAACAGUAAUACCUAGAUUUAAGAAUUAUUCGGUAGAUGAUUUUCACUUUCUCGCCGUUCUCGGUAAAGGAAGUUUCGGCAAGGUUCUACUAGCUGAGCUGCGUGAUACCACAUACUACUAUGCCAUCAAGUGUCUGAAAAAGGAUGUCGUUCUGGAGGAUGACGAUGUGGACUCGACGCUGAUCGAACGCAAAGUCUUGGCCCUGGGCACCAAGCAUCCGUAUCUGUGCCAUCUGUUUUGCACAUUUCAAACGGAGAGCCAUUUGUUCUUUGUAAUGGAGUAUUUGAAUGGCGGUGAUCUCAUGUUCCACAUACAGGAGAGUGGACGCUUCUCCGAGGAGCGAUCCCGCUUCUAUGGCGCUGAAAUAAUCUCUGGCCUCAAAUUUUUACACAAAAAAGGCAUUAUCUACAGGGAUCUCAAAUUGGAUAAUGUUCUGCUGGACUACGAAGGGCAUGUGCGCAUUGCCGAUUUCGGCAUGUGUAAAUUGCAGAUCUACUUGGACAAGACGGCCGACAGUUUUUGCGGUACACCCGAUUAUAUGGCGCCCGAAAUCAUUAAGGGUGAAAAGUACAAUCAGAAUGUAGAUUGGUGGUCAUUUGGUGUGCUGCUCUAUGAAAUGCUGAUCGGUCAAUCGCCGUUCAGUGGCUGUGACGAGGAUGAGCUCUUCUGGUCCAUAUGCAACGAAAUUCCAUGGUUUCCCGUCUACAUAUCCGCCGAGGCCACGGGCAUACUCAAGGGGUUGCUGGAAAAAGAUUAUGCGAAAAGGCUUGGCUCACAGUACAGUCCUGCUGGUGAUAUAGCCGAUCACAUAUUCUUUAGGCCCAUCGACUGGAAUCUGCUGGAGAAGCGGCAAAUCGAGCCUCCAUUCAAGCCCCAAGUGAAACAUCCCCUGGAUACGCAAUACUUCGAUCGGGUGUUUACAAGAGAACGUGUUCGGCUCACACCCAUCGACAAGGAGAUACUGGCCUCCAUGGACCAGAAGCAGUUCCAUGGCUUCACCUACACGAAUCCCCACAUCACAUUGGACUAGAUCUAUGCCCACCCUAAAACAAACUACACCUACACCUAAAUCUAAAGCUAAGUCAAUAUCUUAACUAAUUCUUUAGAGCAACAGUAUUUGUAUAUGUAAAUAUUUAUUAUGAAACCAUAUUGAAACCAUCCAUAACGAUGGGGAGGAGAACCAACGAGGAUGAAAGCAACUCGCCGAUCGAGGAUAGUUUUGAAAAGGGUCUAAUUGUUAGGUUAGUCCGAAUACGAGAGUUCAUACGCGGUGUCGAUGCGCCAUAGCUCUCUCGAGUAUAUUUCUAGUCAAUUAGCCAUACACCUAUGUCUAAGUCUAUAAACUCUACUCUAAUUGUACAGAUAUCCCUCUCUCUAACAUAUACAUACAUACAACACAUACACGUUCACACAUACACGCAUACUAUAUACAUCCAUAUACAUAUGGACAUUUUUUUUUUUUACAUUCUUUUGUUCCUAAUUUUAGUGAUACACCAUACAUCUAUACGUCUAUGAGAAAUAAAAAUCAAAUAAAAAACAAAAUCCACGA